AUGCUUUGUGUUGAGUGCAUUCAGUUGGGCUUUCCACCUUACUUUCAGUGCAUCUCCUGUCCACGUGGCCAGAAAAACAAUCGCACCACCUGCCACGAUGUGGACGAGUGUGCCGUCUAUCAGCCCUGCGAUGAAAUAGCCAUUUGCAAGAAUCUCAAUCCAGGCUUCCGCUGUGGCCCCUGUCCGCCCGGAUUUGAUGGCAUUCAUGCUCAUGGUUAUUCAGCUGACUAUCUAGCUGUGGGCUUUCAGAAGCAAACUUGCCUGGACAUAGACGAAUGCAAGAUGGGCUUCUUUAGAUGUCCAGAACAUUCAAGCUGUCACAAUACCAUUGGCACCUACCGAUGCCAGUGUCAUGAUGGUUAUGUGGCCAAUGGCACCUUUAGCUGUCUGUCUAUAGCGGAUCUCUGUCCCGAUGGCAGCAUCUGCGCAAGAAAUGCUGAAUGUGUGCCAAUAGAUAACUAUCACUAUCAGUGCCGCUGCAGCGUUGGUUGGGCGGGUAAUGGAAGGAUCUGUGGUAGGGAUCGUGACCUGGAUGGCUGGCCGGAUGAGUCACUUAACUGUGCGGAGCCGCACUGUCGCCGCGAUAACUGUCCAGAUUUGCCCAAUUCGGGACAGGAGGAUGCUGAUUUGGAUGGCAUUGGCGAUGGCUGCGACGAGGAUGCAGAUAGCGAUCAAGUGCUCAACAGCAAGGACAAUUGCCCGUUUGCGUACAACAGCGAUCAGAUUGACUCGGAUCACGAUGGUGUUGGCGAUGCCUGUGACAAUUGUAUUUUUAUUUCGAAUCGCAGGCAACUGGACUCGGAUGAGGAUGGGUUGGGCAAUGAGUGUGAUGAUGAUAUGGAUAAUGAUUCGAUGCUGAAUCAGUAUGAUAAUUGUCCACUGCUUCGCAAUCCAAAUCAGUCCGAUAUGGAUAACGAUGGUGUGGGAGAUGUGUGCGACAAUUGUCCCACAAUUCCAAAUCCGGCGCAGGAGGAUCGUGACAUGGAUCUGGUGGGUGAUGCCUGCGACAGUGACAUUGAUGGUGAUGAUGAUGGUAUACAGGACUCAGAGGAUAAUUGUCCAAUGGUCAGCAAUUCAGAUCAACUGGACACGGAUGCCGAUGGCAAGGGCGAUGCCUGUGACGAUGACAUGGACGGCGAUGGUGUGCCCAAUUACAGAGACAACUGUCCACUGGCCAGAAACUCUGACCAAUUGGAUCUGAAUCGCAAUGGCAAGGGUGACCUUUGUGAGGAUGAUGAGGAUGAGGAUGGCACACCCAACAUCAUCGACAACUGUCCAAAUAAUUCCAUGAUACAUCGCACUGAUUUUCGCACAAUACGUUCGGUUAUAUUAGAUCCGGAGGGUGAUGCACAGCUGGAUCCCAAUUGGGAGGUGCACGCAAAUGGUUCGGAAAUAAUACAAACUCUAAACUCCGAUCCGGGACUGGUGGUGGGCAGUGAUUCAUUUGGUGGGGUCGAUUUCGAGGGCACUUUCUAUGUCAACGAUGAUACGGACGAUGAUUAUGUGGGCUUCAUAUUCAGCUAUCAAAGCAAUCGCAAAUUCUACGUGGUGCAGUGGAAGAAGGGCACACAAACCUAUUGGCAAUCGUCGCCCUUCCGUGCCUCCGCCGAGCCAGGUGUGCAGAUCAAGUUGAUUGAUAGUAAUACUGGACCAGGGUCCAUGCUGCGCAACAGCUUGUGGCAUGCCGGCGAUACGCCCGGACAGGCAAAACUGCUGUGGAGGGAUCCGCUAAAUGCGGGCUGGAAAGAGAAGACAUCAUAUCGCUGGUCCCUGGUCCAUCGACCUGUCAUUGGACUCAUCCGGUUGCGCAUAUUUGAGGGCGAACGUUUGAUACUGGAUUCGCACAACGUCUAUGAUGCCACACUCACCCUCAAGGGCGGACGUUUGGGCGUUUUUUGCUUCUCACAGGAGAUGAUUAUAUGGUCGGAUCUGGUAUACAAAUGCAACACACGCCUAACGCCCCUCAUCUACAAUGAGUUGCCCACACAUCUGAAGCUGAAGGUGGAACUGGAAAACUAAGCAUUGCAAUCCGGUCGUUGUUGCUGCAUUUCGUUUUAGGCCCAGCUUUCGAAGCAGGCAAAUGUAACUGCCAUAAAUCUUAACAAAAUUAACUAAGCUCUUAUUUAUUAAGUCGCCCAGACGCGUCUAUCUAUGUUUAAUAC
This is a messenger RNA of Drosophila grimshawi, 2162 nucleotides long. RefSeq names its product cartilage oligomeric matrix protein-like. The transcript is spliced from 6 exons. Gene Ontology annotation, biological process: cell adhesion. The record is from RefSeq and is a predicted model, not a curated record. NCBI's taxonomy places the organism in Eukaryota, Metazoa, Arthropoda, Insecta, Diptera, Drosophilidae. Gene Ontology annotation, cellular component: extracellular region. The coding region runs from base 1 to 2019 and encodes 672 amino acids. Gene Ontology annotation, molecular function: calcium ion binding.